UUGAUAGCGUGCACGACGUCACGCACACGGCACACGGGAGGACGAGCAGCAGCCGGCGGCGACGGUCAUGACGAUACGACACGAUUGAAUAACUCAAUAGCCGAUGUUCGGCGCACCGUAGACGACCGCUUUUCCGUCGGUCAGAAGACGAGACAGCUACUUGCCACCACCAUUCCGACCGCCGUCGAUUGUCGAACAAACGUACUCGCGCAAACCGGAAAUGUUCAAUUCCGUGAUGAAACGAUACGUGGUAUCGUGCGCGAAGCACAUCGCCGCGGUCCCGUCGCAAUCCAGGUGUUUGUCCACUAGUCCAGCCACUUGCAAGAGCAAUCAGCCCGCCGGCGACGCGGAAAACAAUGCCAACGAAGGUUGGCUAAAGAAAUUACUUGUCCGGCGGAUAGAGCCGACCAAAGAACAGCACUCCCGCAUGUUGUCCGACAAAGAAGUGAUAUAUGAAUUGCAAACGCACAACGUGCGGCCCGAUUCCAUCGAUGGCUAUUUGAAAAACUAUGAACAGGCUGUCCAGUUGUGUCAAAAAAUACCCAAUUUACAAUAUGAACUCAUUGGUUCUUGGUCUGUCCAUGUAGGUGAUUUAGACCAAUACGUACAUUUGUGGAAACAUCAAGGUGGUUAUGCAGCGAUUGAUAAAACCAAUGAUAUCUUAUUGAAUAACCAAGAAUACACAAAAUUAUGCAAUCAACGUGGACCAUUUUUGCGUUCUAGACAUUUACAAUACAUGUUAGCUUUCAGUUUUUGGCCUAAUAUUGAAUUUAAAUCAGGUUCUAAUAUAUAUGAGAUCCGUAGUUAUAGUUUGAAACCAGGUACUAUGAUAGAAUGGGGUAAUAACUGGGCGCGUGCAAUUAAUCACCGACGUUCAAACGAUGAGCCAUUUGCUGGCUUCUUUUCUCAAGUUGGUCGUCUCUAUAAUGUUCAUCAUUUUUGGUGUUAUAAAAACUUAGAAGUACGUACACAAACUAGACAAGCUGCUUGGAUGUCUCCAGGAUGGGAUGAGUGUGUUGCAUACACAGUACCAUUGAUUAAAGAAAUGCAAUCAAAAAUAUUACAUCCCACUUCAUUUUCGCCAACUCAGUAAAAUUACUUAAUAUUCUUACUAUGUUUCUCUUAAAAUAUGUUAAUCUAAUAUGUUGUUUUAUGGUUCUUUCCAUAUUUUUUGUCCCCAUUUGUUACACAUAUUUUUUAAUUUCAAUAAACCAAUUUUAAUUUAUAAU
This is a messenger RNA of Sipha flava (yellow sugarcane aphid), 1229 nucleotides long. RefSeq names its product protein NipSnap (gene Nipsnap). Lineage: Eukaryota; Metazoa; Arthropoda; Insecta; Hemiptera; Aphididae. Bases 221 to 1093 code for a protein of 290 amino acids. The record is from RefSeq and is a predicted model, not a curated record. The transcript has 5 exons. Gene Ontology annotation, cellular component: mitochondrion.